This is a messenger RNA of Corvus hawaiiensis (hawaiian crow), 2726 nucleotides long. It is a transcript of the gene PCYOX1, whose product is annotated as prenylcysteine oxidase 1. NCBI's taxonomy places the organism in Eukaryota, Metazoa, Chordata, Aves, Passeriformes, Corvidae. The record is from RefSeq and is a predicted model, not a curated record. Gene Ontology annotation, biological process: prenylated protein catabolic process; prenylcysteine catabolic process. Gene Ontology annotation, molecular function: prenylcysteine oxidase activity.
UCGCCCUGUGCCCUUGGCAGGCGCCAUGCCGGGCCUCCGCCGGCUCCUGCUGCUGCUCCUCGCCGCGCUCAGCCCGCCCGCCCUGAGCCUCCGCGAUGGGCCCGCCAGGAUCGCCGUGGUGGGGGGCGGCAUCGGCGGCUCGGCCGCCGCGUAUUUCCUUCGGCAGAAGUUCGGCCGCAGCGUGCAGCUGCACGUGCUGGAGAAGGCGGUGGUGGGCGGCCGGCUGAACACGCUGGAUGUGGAGGGGGCCACCUACGAGGCGGGGGGGUCCGUGAUCCACCCCCUCAACCUGCACAUGAAGCACUUUGUCAAGGAGCUGGGCCUCUCGGUUGCCUCAGCCCAGGGCAGCCUCGCCGGUGUUUACAACGGGGAGGAAUUUGUGUUUGAGGAGAGCAGCUGGUCCUUCAUCAACCUCCUCAAGCUGCUCUGGCACUAUGGCCUCAACCCCCUGCGCAUGUCCAUGUGGGUGGAGGACAUCCUGGACAAGUUCAUGAGGAUCUACCGAUACCAGAUGCACGACUACGCCUUCAGCAGCAAUGAGCGCCUGCUCCACGCCCUGGGAGGCAACGACUUCACCCGGCUGCUCAACCAGACCAUCACAGAGGCCAUGCAGAAAGCGGGCUUCUCCCAGAAAUUCAUCAACGAGGUCGUUUGUCCGGCCAUGAGGGUGAAUUACGGGCAAGGGGUCACCAUCAAUGGCUUUGUAGGUGCUGUGUCCCUGGCUGGGGUGCAGUCAGGCCUUUGGUCUGUGAAAGGGGGGAACAAACUUGUGUGCUCUGGCCUCAUCUACUCCUCCAAGGCCGAGGUUAUCCCGGGAACAGUCGUGUCCAUAGAGCCGAAAAUCAGACACAGGCCUGGCGGGGACCCGGUGAAGCUGUACCAGGUCACCUACAACACCUCCUCGGGGCUGACAGGGGACACCUACGACAUCGUCGUCAUCGCGGCCCCGCUCGGCCGCAGGAUGGCCAACAUCACCUUCCGCAACUUCGACCCUCCCAUCCCAGAAUUCCCAAAUCCCUACCACCAGACCGUCACCACCUUGGUGCACGGGCGCUUGAACGCCUCUUUCUUCGGCUACCGGGACCCCCAGGCCUUUCACUUUGGGGCCAUUUUCACCAUGGACAACCCCAAACUGUUCAUCAACAGCCUGGGUGUGGUUUCCCCCGUGGGGGGACACCGGGUGCAGGCGGAAAGCUACCUACAGUCGGCCGUCUGGAAGGUGUUUUCCAAGGAGGUGCUCACCAAGGAGCAGCUCAGUUUGCUCUUCUCCUCGUACGACUCGGUGAAGGUGAAGCCGUGGCUGGCGUAUCCCCAGUACAGGCCUCCCGAGAAGUGCCCUCCCAUCAUCCUGCACGAGCAGCUGUACUACCUGAACGGGCUGGAGCGCGUGGCCAGCGCCAUGGAGAUGAGCGCCAUCGCCGCCCGCAACGCCGCCCUGCUCGCCUUCCACCGCUGGCACGGCCACAGCGCCAGCAUCGACCAGGAGGACCUGCACGAGAAGCUCAAAACAGAGCUCUGAGACCCCUCCUGGGGCUUAAUUAACACUAAUGAACUCUGUGCUUCGCCCCUCUGAGGAGGCGUUCUGUAGGAUUGUGGGAUCCUUAAGGUUGGAAGACCUUCAAGAUCAUCAAGACCUUCAAGAUCAAGACCUUCAAGACCAUCAAGAUGCCGUAAUUAACACCAAUGAACUCCAUACCAUCUCCAUACUUUGCCCCUCCAAGGAGGUGUUUCAUAGGAUCAUGGGAUCCUUAAGGUUGGAAGAUCUUCAAGAUCAUCAAGAUCUUGAAGAACAUCAAGACAAUCAAGAUUCCGUAAUUAACACUAACGAACUCCAUACUUCGCUUCUCCAAGGAGAUGUUUCAUAGGAUGAUGGGAUCCUUAAGGUUGGAAGAUCUUCAAGGUCAUCGAGACCUUCAAGAACAUCAAGACCUUCAGGAUCUUCAAGACCUUCAAGAUGCCAUAAUUAACAUUAAUGAACUCUGUGCUUUGCUCCUCCAAGGAGGUGUUUCAUAGGAUCAUGGGAUCCUUAAGGUUGGAAGACCUUCAAGAUCUUCAAGACCAUCAAGACCUUCAAGAUCAUCAAGACCUUCAAGUCCAACCAUCAACCCAACCACGUUCACCGUUAACGAUGUCCUCAAGUGCCGCGUCCGUGCGUUGUUCGGACACUUCCAGAGAUGGUGACUCCACCACUGACGUAGGCUGGACAACCCUUCCAUGACAGAAUUAUUCCCCGUAUCUCAUCUUGACCUCCCCUGGUGCCACUUGGAAGCCGUUUGCCCAACUCAGGAGGGAGCAGGACAGCAGUGAAGCGUUCCCAAGUAAGCCAGGACAUUUUCCUCAAGCAAAUUCCUGAGUUUUCCUCAAAACCCUCCGUUCAUCCCUGUCUGAGAUUGGGGAAUUGGUUAAAAGUGCCCUAUUGACCCCAAAAGUGCCCUGCAGCUGGGGAUCACUGUGAAGCCAUGCCCAUCCCAUGCCCUCUCCAGCUGGGAAUAUCGACUCCCUGCCUGUCCAUCCCUCUGCCCCAACCUUUCCAAAGGGUCUGCCAAGGAAUUACUCCUCAGGGUGGAAAUGGGGGCUUUGUUUGCUUCCCAAACUUCACUGUAGCCUAAGGAUGGGGGGGAAUGGAGCGCUGGGAGCUGCCAAAAUGGGUGGGAAAGAGGAAAAACCACCAGUAUCUGUCACUGUGUAGAGGUGUGAAGGAGUUAAUAAAGAAUUUAAUGACCUGA